AUGUACAAUCACUUCCAUUAUAAUCGCCAUUACCACCACCGCCUCCACAGAUCUUUCCACCACCGUCGCUUCCACCAGUGUGCAGGAACUCCUAUGGCCAUCACGCCCCUCUGCAUCGGUGGGAUUGAAAUUAACGAUGAAGAAGGAAUGGUGAGUCUUUUCCAAAUCCCAAGCAAACAAGUGAUGAGACAGAUAAUUCUUUACAUUGUUAGUGAUUGCAAAAUGUAUUGGCAAAACAACGGGGAAUAUCUUGCUGUUAAGGUUGAGCGUUACACAAAAACCAAAAAAAGCACAUACACUGGAUUUGAGCUUUUCAGAAUCAAAGAAGGAGACAUACCCAUUGAUGCUUUUGAGCUUGACAACAAUACUGACAAAGUUAUUUCAUUUGCAUGGGAACCCAAGGGUCAGAGAUUUGCUGUUAUACAUGGUAGUGGUCAAUUUUAUUCAACGGGGUUUGAUGUUAGUUUUUACACUGUGAAAGGGGGUAAAGGGUCAAAGCUCAAAACCCUUAACCAAAAACAGGCAGAUGCUCUAUUUUGGUCGCCUGGUGGGCGUUUUAUUGUUUUGGGUGGAUUGAGGAAGGGGUUUAAUGGACAAUUGGAGUUUUAUGAUGUGGAUGAGCUUAAAACUACGGCUACUGCUGAGCAAUUUAUGGCAACAGACAUUCAAUGGGAUCCUAGUGGGAGGUAUGUUGCGACAUCGGUUACUUCAGUGCAUCAUGAGAUGGAAAAUGGGUUCACCAUAUGGUCCUUUUAUGGGAAGCUACUUUAUCGCAUUCUAAAGGAUCAUUUCUUUCAGUUUUUGUGGAGACCAAGGUGGCAAUUCUUGAGUCCUGAGAAAGAGGAAGAAAUCGCAAGGAAUCUGAAAGAAUACAGCAAACAAUAUGACAUAGAAGAUGAUGAAAUUUCGGUGUUAUUGAGGGAGCAGGAUCAUGAGAAGAGGAAGGAGUUGAAGGAGGAAUGGGGAAGGUGGGUGAAGGAGUGGAAUAGAAUGCAUGAACAAGAGAAGAUGGAGAGGCAAAUGCUAAUUAGGGAUGAUGCUGAAGCUACUAAUGUUGAAGAAGAGGAAUAUGAUGAAGUUGAACAACUAUUGGAUGUUUCUGAAGAAAUCUUGGAUGUGUUUCCCUAA
Molecule: messenger RNA, 1128 nt
Organism: Lactuca virosa
Lineage: Eukaryota; Viridiplantae; Streptophyta; Magnoliopsida; Asterales; Asteraceae
Source: the annotation of a GenBank genome assembly